Bradysia coprophila is the source of this 5381-nucleotide messenger RNA. RefSeq lists its product as uncharacterized. NCBI's taxonomy places the organism in Eukaryota, Metazoa, Arthropoda, Insecta, Diptera, Sciaridae. Gene Ontology annotation, molecular function: protein binding. The record is from RefSeq and is a predicted model, not a curated record.
GAUUUGGUUCUUUGGCAAAAUACGUUCUACGAUAAGUAGUGAUCCGUCGUCGUGGGGUGACCUUAAUUAAAUUUUGAAUUUUUUUAAAAAAAAGUGUUUGUAAUCACUUGACUAUGUGUGUGGGAUAAUUACGGAAUUCGUGUUGUGUGUUGCCCAAUUUAAGUGAAUUUAGUGUCCAGUGGAAAGCUAUGUACGACAAUAAAAAUCGCCUGUGUGUGUGAAAACCCCCGAGUGUUUCGUUUGAAUUUUUAAUUUUUAUUUUAAAUUUUCUUUGUUUAUUGUGAAAUUUGCCCUGCCAAGAAAUGGCACAAUUUGUGACUCACAUUCAACCUACGUUGAUGGAAUCAUCGCACGGUCAUGUUCCUCAUCAUCAUCAUCACCAUCAAACUGGUACCUCACAUCUUCCGCACAGUGGUCAUAAUUUACCACAGCUACCAAUUGUUAGCCAAAACCAACAGAAUAGUCAACAUCCUCAUCAUAGUAGACCGAAAAAGCACCAUCAUCGACCACAGCCAGUUGAACGUCCAACGACAUUGUAUAAUGUGUCGGACGGAAACACGUCGUUUCUACGUGCGGCACGAGCGGGAAACCUUGACAAAGUCCUCGAACAUCUUAAGAAUAAUGUUGACAUAAAUACAAGCAAUGCUAAUGGCUUAAAUGCAUUGCAUCUAGCAGCUAAAGACGGCCAUGUUAUUGUCGUGGCCGAACUCUUACAACGUGGCGCCAUUGUUGAUAAUGCCACAAAGAAGGGAAACACUGCACUACACAUAGCGUCUCUGGCCGGUCAGGAAGAUGUUGUUAAACUAUUACUGCAACACAGUGCAUCGGUGAAUGCGCAAUCACAGAAUGGAUUCACGCCAUUGUAUAUGGCAGCACAGGAGAAUCACGACUCGGUUGUUAAGUUGUUGUUGGCGAACGGUGCCAAUCAAAGUUUGGCAACGGAAGAUGGAUUUACACCGUUGGCCGUUGCGAUGCAACAAGGUCAUGAUAAAGUCGUUGCUGUGCUAUUGGAAAGUGACACGAGGGGAAAGGUUCGGUUGCCAGCAUUGCAUAUUGCUGCAAAGAAAGAUGAUGUUAAAGCUGCCACGCUACUGCUUGAGAACGAUCACAAUCCUGACGUAACAUCAAAAUCUGGCUUCACACCACUUCACAUCGCUUCACAUUAUGGCAACGAAUCCAUUGCCAAUUUAUUGAUCCAAAAGGGGGCUGACGUCAAUUUCGCAGCCAAACACAACAUCAGUCCGUUGCACGUCACCGCCAAAUGGGGUAAGACGAACAUGGUAUCGCUGUUGCUGGAAAAGGGAGCAAACAUUGAGAGUAAAACUCGGGACGGAUUGACGCCAUUACAUUGUGCAGCCAGAUCCGGUCACGAGCAGGUUGUCGAUAUGCUGCUGGAACGUGGAGCUCCCAUCAGUGCUAAAACGAAAAAUGGUUUGGCACCACUACAUAUGGCCGCUCAAGGCGAGCACGUUGAUGCUGCUCGCAUUUUAUUGUACCAUCGAGCACCGGUCGAUGAAGUGACCGUCGAUUAUUUGACUGCUCUGCAUGUAGCUGCUCAUUGCGGUCAUGUACGAGUUGCUAAACUAUUAUUGGAUCGUAAUGCUGAUGCGAAUGCCAGGGCAUUGAAUGGCUUCACUCCUCUUCACAUCGCUUGCAAGAAAAACCGCAUCAAAGUGGUCGAAUUGUUGCUGAAACACGGUGCCAGCAUCAGUGCCACCACAGAAAGCGGCUUGACUCCAUUACACGUUGCUUCAUUCAUGGGCUGCAUGAACAUUGUUAUCUAUCUACUGCAACACGAGGCUAGUCCAGAUGUUCCAACCGUUCGCGGUGAAACUCCUUUGCAUUUAGCUGCUAGAGCUAAUCAGACCGACAUAAUUCGAAUUUUACUUCGUAACGGUGCCCAAGUCGACGCACGUGCACGUGAACAACAAACGCCACUACACAUUGCCUCUCGUUUGGGUAACGUUGAUAUCGUUAUGCUGUUACUGCAACAUGGCGCACAGGUCGAUGCGACCACAAAAGACAUGUACACCGCUUUGCAUAUUGCGGCCAAGGAGGGACAAGACGAGGUCGCUGGUGUUCUAAUUGAAAACGGUGCAUCACUUGACGCGACCACUAAAAAAGGCUUUACACCGUUGCAUCUUGCUGCAAAAUACGGUCACAUGAAAGUUGGUGAACUGCUACUGCAAAAAGAUGCUCCUGUUGAUGCUCAGGGCAAAAAUGGCGUAACUCCACUACAUGUGGCUAGUCAUUACGAUCACCAAAAUGUGGCACUUCUUCUACUGAACAAAGGUGCAAGUCCUCAUUCAACAGCAAAGAAUGGACAUACACCGUUGCAUAUUGCUGCACGUAAAAAUCAGAUGGACAUAGCCACAACUCUGUUAGAAUACGGAGCUCAGUCCAAUGCCGAAAGUAAAGCCGGUUUCACGCCACUUCACUUAAGCGCUCAGGAAGGGCACACCGAAAUGUCCAGCUUGUUACUGGAGCAUAAAGCCGAUGCCAAUCAUCAGGCUCGUAACGGACUCGCCCCAAUGCAUCUCUGCGCACAGGAAGAUAAAGUGCAGGUCGCCCAAAUUUUGGUCAAACAUGGUGCAGAAAUUGAACCUGUCACCAAGGCCGGAUACACUCCAUUGCACGUGGCCUCACAUUUUGGCCAGUCAAAUAUGGUCCGAUUUUUGGUACAGCAAAAUGGAGCCAAUGUUAAUGCAUCCAACGGAAUCGGAUACACUCCAUUACAUCAGGCCGCUCAACAAGGACAUUGUCACAUUGUCAAUUUGUUGGUGGAAAACAAUGCCGAUCCAAAUGCAUUGACUCAGAGCGGACAGUCACCACUCAAUAUCGCAAACAAACUCGGCUACAUAAGUGUCGUCGAGUCGUUGAAAAAUGUCACCAAUCAAACCACAUCUCCAAUGCAAACGUCUGUUAACGAAGGAGAAAAAUAUCGUGUCGUCGCUCCAGAAGCCAUGCACGAAACGUUCAUGUCAGAUUCAGAAGAGGAAGGUGGAGACGAUAAUGCAACGGAUCAACCGUACCGUUAUUUAACGGUCGACGAAAUGAAGUCACUCGGUGAUGAUUCACUACCGAUCGAUGUUACACGCGACGAGCGUAUCGAUUCGAAUCGAAUGGUUCAGUCAACCGAUUCGGCAAAUUAUCCGUCUGUUGUGAUUGAAGAUAGUAUUAGUCCACAGCAUAUAACCCAUGUGGACAAGAAAUUGAACGAUAGCAAUUACAUCAUUGACAAUGUCAAGCUCGAUCGACAUCCGCAACAUGUUGGUAAACUCCACUGGAAAAACUUCUUGGUAUCGUUUCUGGUUGACGCUCGUGGUGGAGCGAUGCGUGGUUGUCGACACAGUGGCAUUCGCAUUAUCGUUCCGGCUCGAUCAGCUGCACAGCCGACUCGUGUCACGUGUCGUUACAUAAAACCGCAACGUACUCUUCAUCCGCCCCAAUUGAUGGAAGGUGAAGCUUUGGCCAGCCGAGUUUUGGAAUUGGGUCCGGUUGGUGCCAAAUUUUUGGGACCGGUUGUCAUGGAAGUACCACACUUUGCGUCACUGCGCGGAAAAGAACGAGAAAUUGUCAUAUUGCGAUCGGACAAUGGCGAAACGUGGCGAGAACAUUCCAUUGAUAAUUCCGAUGAAAUUGUUCAGGAAAUACUGAACGAUUGCUUCGAGCCAGAAGAUCUGAAUCAAAUGGAUGAUUUGGCCGGUGGUCGUAUUUGCCGUUUCGUUACAUACGAUUUUCCGCAGUACUUUGCCGUCGUGUCACGUAUUCGUCAAGAGGUUCAUGCUAUUGGACCGGACGGUGGUAUGGUAUCCAGCACUGUUGUUCCACAAGUCCAGGCAGUAUUUCCGCAAGGAGCCUUGACGAAAAAGAUCAAAGUUGGCCUUCAGGUAAAUCUGUUCAAGCCGCGAAAGGGCAUUGCGCCCGACAAACUACGCAAAAUUAGCGUCAAUCAUGUUCCAAAGAAGAAACGAUUUUCUCUAAUGUGGUAAACUAAACGUUACCCGAAGCAACGGAUUUAUAAUUGCGAGGAAAAACAUCCAUUUAGGCAAGGUCUCACAAAAUUAGGUUAUACUCAAAGCAUGCUGCCAUUUUUUUCACUAGGUAACUCAAAAAUUCGAAUUUGUGAAGCUGCAUAAAUCAAGAAAAAAAUAUUGGUCGGUAAUGUUGCUCACAUGUCAAAAUUCAAUGUUGAAUGGACGUGUGCAGCAACAUUACGAACUAGAAUUUUUUACGUUGAUUACCCCACAGAGCCAAUGACAAUGUAAGACCUUGCAUUUAUAGCCUAAGUAAACUAAUCAAGUCGUCCAUAUCUACAGAAUAAAACACUUUUACAGUCAGUAAUAGACAUAGUUGAUUACAUUCAGUCAUAUAAAAUUGAACGAAACGCUUAGUCAUAAAGAAAAAGCCAUAAAAAUAGUUCCGCACCUAUCGAUUAUGCCAAAUAUGUCAUUUAACAUUAAAUUCUUCCAAUCGAAUAGUUCUGCUUGUUAUCAUGGUAGUAGGCAGAGUAAGCACUAGAAGGAAGCGCAAAUCAUUGUUUCAUUAUCCAAGACAUUUCUCUCGAGUUAUAAAUUUCUACACCCAGUAUCGAUCGAAAUGUCGCCAAUUUUGCCUUUUGGUUACGCUGACUAGAACCGUUACCUCAUAUAGGAGUAGUGAAGCUCUCCCAAAUUAACUACACGUUAAAUUGAUUAGGUCAGAGUUUAUUUUAUUGCAAAGAGAAUCCCUAUUUUCGACGGAAAGUCGACAAAAAUCGUCUUCAAUAGCUAGGAAUUGAAAUUGUUUUCAGAAUAUAUUUCAGGUUAAAGCUAUGUCGAGGUUGACAACCCCUAGUAUUCAAAACUGCUCGUUGACACAUAAGUUAGAAUCAAAAGAUUUCACGAACGGCAAAAAGUCACAUUCCUACACUAGUGCGUAAAUAUUUACCCACUCUACCUUGAUCGCACUGAUGUAUUGUAAGUAGCUAUUUUCGACGCUAUCUUUUUACGCACUAGAUGUGAGGCGAUCACUUCGAUACAAGUUCCGAAUAAGAUUUCUUUUGCACUUCGAUGUCGAAAGGGUUACAAAUAACAAAAUGACUUUAACGAACUAGUUCGGAAAAAAUACAUGAAGGACGUUCAAUUGCCACAUCCAGUGCGAAUAAAAGCAUCAUUCGCGUGUAACUCACUCUGUUAUUUUUCUCAUCUAAUCUGUAAAAAGACGAGACAUCGAACGCUUCCACUUUAGUGCUCAAAAAUAUUAACUAUUAACUAUCGGCCUGUAUUUAAAGGAAGAAUCCUAGCGAUCUCAGCUGAAAAUCUAAUAAUAUUACUCUUAUUCGUCACUCCGUCAUGAAACGACGAUGGCAGUAACGGAAGCUAAAAGAAACGAAAAUUGCA